Molecule: messenger RNA, 169 nt
Organism: Racocetra persica
Lineage: Eukaryota; Fungi; Glomeromycota; Glomeromycetes; Diversisporales; Gigasporaceae
Source: the annotation of a GenBank genome assembly
AGAUGUUGAAGCGGUAAGUAUUGACACAAAGGAUGAAUUAAUGAUAGAAGAGUUUUUUGAUAUGGGUGCUUUUGAACGAAGUCAAAAUAUUAGUACUGAAAGUUCAGAUACUCAUCUUCAAAAUGCUGCUAUCAGUACUGAAGAUUGGUCAAUUGAUGAUAUUUUUUAA